Messenger RNA from Penicillium daleae, 960 nucleotides. Its product is annotated as signal recognition particle receptor subunit beta. The transcript is spliced from 2 exons. Lineage: Eukaryota; Fungi; Ascomycota; Eurotiomycetes; Eurotiales; Aspergillaceae. The record is from RefSeq and is a predicted model, not a curated record. The coding region runs from base 1 to 960 and encodes 319 amino acids.
AUGUCGAGUCAGGCCGGUUGGAACUCAGUGACGGGCAUUGCGACCCUGUUGCUGGAUGGCAAUUUGGUUGCCAUUGUCAUUGCGAUUGUGAUUGCUUUUGGUGUUCCUGUGUUUUUGCAUCUCGUCUUCUACCGUGCAGCAGCGUCGCCGCCGUCAAGUAACUUCCUCCUGUUGGGUCCCAGCGGAGCUGGCAAGACAGCUUUCACGACCUUGCUCGAGUCCAAAUCUUCACUGGGUCCCAAAAAGUCGACCAGUACUCACACCUCCCAGACCUCGACACUCAUCACUGUCACUCUGCCCCCGACUGUCCCCACGGCCUCAAACCGCUACCGAUCCGUCAAUGAUCCCUCUCUGAAAGAAGCCUCGAAGAACCCGGUCAAGUACCGCCUACGUGACACUCCCGGCCAUGGCAAACUGCGUGCCUCGCAGGGCAUCGCCGAGCUCCAGGCUAUGGCCACAUCCACCGACACCAAGACCAAGCUCCGUGGCGUGAUCUUCAUGGUCGACACCGCCGCUCUGGUAGACGAGGCCACCCUCCGGGAUACCGCAACUUACUUGCACGACGUUCUUCUGGUCCUCCAGAAGCGGGCGCUGGGGAAGGGCAAGUCAUCCACGAAACGGGCGGCUGAGAUCCCCGUUCUGGUUGCCGCGAAUAAGCAAGACCUGUUCACGGCUCUGCCUCCCGGAUCGGUACGGGAAAAGCUAGAAGCGGAGAUUGAUCGUAUCCGCAAGUCCAAGACUAAGGGACUCAUGGACGCUAGCAUGGACAGUGCUGAACUGGAUGCCGAGGAUGAUGACGUCCUGGGCGAUGAUGAUGCCCAGAGUGUCUUUAGCUUCACGCUUCUGGAACAAGUCGGCAUUAAGGUUGAUGUGACUGGUGGUGCCGUCAAGGGUGACCAGCAGGAGGAGUUUGGCUCUGGCGUGCGUCGCUGGGAAGAGUGGGUGGGCAUGUGUUUGUGA